This is a messenger RNA of Trichoderma virens Gv29-8, 1734 nucleotides long. RefSeq lists its product as uncharacterized. Bases 1 to 1734 code for a protein of 577 amino acids. Gene Ontology annotation, molecular function: catalytic activity. The record is from RefSeq and is a predicted model, not a curated record. The transcript has 2 exons. Lineage: Eukaryota; Fungi; Ascomycota; Sordariomycetes; Hypocreales; Hypocreaceae.
AUGUCUCUAAAUCAUACAACUCUUCCCUGCCCGGAGAUCUACGGCCCAGGUACCUUCAUGGACAAGAGCUUUCUUGCUGUUCCUGAUGACGCGCGCCGAGUUUUCGAAAUCCUUGCCAAUGCGACGCCGAACUUUACAAAGAACCGAGAUGUGUGGCAGUCGGUCAAAUUUCACGGCCACGAGGAACCUAUGAUCCCAGGCCCUCUGAAGGCCCCCGUCGUCGCCGCUGCCCUCCAUGCUAUGUGUGGUGUUGUGGCCAAUGAACUUCUUGCUGAACGCGACGGUCAAAACGUAGCAGAUCAGAGCGUCAUCAUCAAUACCGACCAAGCCGCAAUCUGGCUGGGAUCCAUUUUGACUGUUCGGCUGAAUGGAUCCGACGUCAGCGAGCUUGUAAAGAUGGGCAAAGGUUCCUCUAUAUUUGACCGCGAUUUCGAAAAGGGUGUUUUUGCCACCCCCCUUAGACUGCGAACGACAGCUAUCUAUCCGACGAAAACUACCGGCGUUUGGUAUCAGCUCCAUGGGUCCCUCCAUGCAGACCCUGUCCUCCAAGCUAUUGGUGUUGAUCCUGCAACCAAAUGCGAAUCCUUAGCCGAGGCUUACAACCUAAUUCGCAAAGAAGUGCAGAAAUUUACCGCAGACGAACUCGAGAUGAUUAUGGUCAAGAAUGGAUUUUGUGGGAGCAUCUGCCACACUCCAGAGGGAUGGGGCAAGACAUUGAUGGGGAAGCGACUGCAGAGCCACCCUUUUGUCAAUUAUUCCCACCAGUCCCAUGCGGCACCUACACCCCCGACUCCUUUACUAGUCUUGCCGGGAGACAAGCGCCCGUUGGCUGGUAUCAAGGUUGUGGAGCUUGUUCGAAUCAUUGCGGGCCCAGUGAUCGGAACCACCUUGGCUGCACUUGGGGCAGACGUGAUCCGUGUCAACUGUAGUAAACUUCCCGAUCUAAACGCUUUGCAAUUAACACUGAAUGCUGGGGUACGGACUAUUGAUCUAGACCUUACGAAUGAUGAGGAUUCAGCUCGACUAGAGGAGCUCAUUCAAGAUGUGGAUAUUUUCAUACAAGGUUUUCGACCGGGUUCCUUGGAGAGAAAAGGCUUCGGCUUGAACAACCUUCUAGAAACAGCCAGCAAAAGAGGCAAGGGAGUUGUUUACGUGGAAGAAAACGCGUACGGGCCUGACGGUCCUUUCUACGAGAGACCUGGAUGGCAACAAAUCGGAGAUGCGGCCUCCGGUGCGUCUUAUGUGACCGGAAGGUCUCUUGGUUAUACCGAUGGAACUUGCAUUCUGCCGCCUCUUCCUAUUUCAGAUAUGACGACAGGGCUUAUUGGAGCUCUCGGCGCGUUGAUGGCUCUUCGUGAUCGCACACGUGUUGGAGGUUCCUACCGCGUGCUCAGCUCCUUGAUUGCCGCUGAUGCAAUUUCUCUUCAACCUGAAAUCGGGUUGUAUUCCCCCGAUGUGGUGCGAAAGAAUGAGAAGACUUUCCAGUGGGAGAGUAUGGAACCUUCGCAGUACGUUUCGGAACUGCUCAUGGUGGUCAUGGAUGGUUGGAAGAAGGUCUACCCGGAGUAUUUCGCUCCGGAUUCACCGAUCCUGACAACAUUUGAGAAGAGCCAUUGGGGCCAUAUGCAGUUGCUUAGUCCAGUAGUCAGGCUGGGGGAUGAUUCUGCAACUCCCCGUUGGACCACGCCAUCUGUACCUCACUGUUAUUGCGACCGCGGUAUUUCUUGGCUUUGA